Molecule: messenger RNA, 2707 nt
Organism: Strongylocentrotus purpuratus (purple sea urchin)
Lineage: Eukaryota; Metazoa; Echinodermata; Echinoidea; Camarodonta; Strongylocentrotidae
Exons: 12
Coding region: 556-2688 (710 amino acids)
Biological process (GO): proteolysis; regulation of apoptotic process
Molecular function (GO): protein binding; cysteine-type endopeptidase activity
Source: RefSeq, a predicted model, not a curated record
AGACGUAGGGGGAAUUCGGGGAAUUCCCAUCCGAUCUAUAUUGUGCGUCUAGUCUACAGAGAUAGCAAGUGCGCGUGGAAGCGAAAUCAAACUCUACAAUUUUCAGCACUUGUGUAAGGAGUCAACUGUACGUGCCUUACUUAGGCUAUCAAAUAGGGUAUCAUUUUAAAAAGAAAUAAACACACUUUCGAAUGAUACCAAACAUAGAGAUGAUCAUCAUGCCAUGACAGGAGAGAUACAAUCGAUCAAAUUUGAGUUCCUCAACUUCUUUUUUCGCGAGUUUAAUUUCUGCUCUUUUUUGUGUGUCGACGGUUGUUCCGCUGAGACUGCUGCGUCUGGCUGCACAGCUGAUCGCCUCUAUACAUUGCGUACUACAGAGACUGAAGCACAUGCAUCGUACGGCUUGUAAUAGUGACGUGAGUGAAGGUUUUGCUAGUGAUUGCCGAUUUCAUCGCUUCCAGUUUUUUCUACGUUGAAGAAGACGGUCAGAUUAUCUGAAAAUCUAUGUUGACAUUGACAAGGGAACCAAUGUGACAUUAGCAUCCUGACCCAACUAUGGCGUUUCCAAGGAGUUACAGUGACAGUGCACUGAGUGCUGGUGUUCAAUGCGAUGCAAACCCUGGUGCUGACUCUUCUAAAUUCCGCAGUCUACUAAUCAAAAUCAGCAAAGGAUUAGGAGAGAAUGAUAUAGAGAAGCUGAAGUACCUGUGCCAGGACUUGGGAGUUGCCCAUUGCAGUUUUGAGAAAAUGACCCGGGGCACCCACCUGUUUCGCGAGCUAGAAAAGCUGGAGCUGAUCAAAGCAGACGACAUUUCACUGCUGGUCGUUCUGAUGCAGGCAAUCAAUCGCUACGACCUGGUGACGAACCUCAAAUCAUGGAGCAGCAAAGAAGGGAAUUUGGCCCACAGGUUGAGUGCAUAUAGGAGUCUGAUGCUACAAAUAUCUGACAGUCUGAGUCGAGACGAGAGGGACCAGUUUACUUUUUAUCUCAGUGGUGGUGACUCUCCUCUUCCUGUUGCAGCCAUCGAGGAAUGCAAGUCACUCUUACAGCUCUUUGUCCUGAUGGAGAAGAAAACAUUGAUAGGCCCAGAAAAACUGGAAUACUUCACCAAAAUCAUGCAAUCCAUUGAGAAUCUAGCCAUUGUCAAAGAUAUAGAGGAUUACCAGCUAGCCAUUGAAAGGUUAUCAGUACAUGAAAUACAACCGUCUUCCAGCCCUAAUUGUCAAGGGAUACUACCUCCACAACAACAUCAACCCUACCACAAUUAUCCUCCACAACAAUACCAUCAACCACAGCAACAGGCAACACCAUCAUUCAGUCAGCAGAACCCACAGCAAUGGCAGCAUGGACAGCAACCAGCAAUAAAGAAGGAACCUAAGGACAGAACAAGCAACACAACCUCUGGUUUGACUGUUGGACCUGAGAAGGCAAAGUGGUACUAUGAGGCUGUUCAAAAGAAUGGUGUUGCCUAUGCUGAUAAGUUAUGGGAGAACGUGGUGCAGAAGAUGUUAGAAGAUGAAGUAAUGAAGAAAAUGCAGGAGAUAAAUAUUGCUCAGCAGAGGAGGGCAGCAGAGAGCAUGUCCUCUGUCAAGACGGAACCAGGUGGUGACAAAAGGGAAGCAUCGGUCACAAGGGACCUUCGCUUGGGACCAAUAGAAGAUACAACAAGAUCACAAGAAUCAGAGCAAAGCAGCACACUCACUAACGAGGGACAGAUAGUUCCUGCCCAAACUGCUACUGAUACACCACAUCCAAAUACAGAAUCAGAGCAAAGUUGCACACUCGCUAACGAGGGACAUAUGAUCGUACCUGCCCAAACUGCUACCGAUACUCCACAUCCAAAUACAGAAUCGGAGCAAAUUAGCAGCACACUCACUAACGAGGGACAUAUGGAAGUACCUGCCCAAACUGCUACUGAUAUACCACAUCCAAAAAAAGAUGCAGGCCGUAUCCGAGAUUCGCUAAAGUACAAGAUGGAUAGGUUGCCAAGAGGAAUGUGUAUUAUCUUCAACGGAGAGAAUUUUACAACAAAAGAUCUAAAAAAAAGAGAUGGCACUCAAAAGGAUGUUGAGGCUUUGCUGAACACUUUCCAAAAUAUUCUGAAGUUUGAAACUCAAGUCAAGAACGACCCAACUGAUGAGGAAUACGAAGAGUGUCUGCAAGAGCUCGCAAAAAUGGACCAUUCAAAAUUUGAUUGUUUUGUCUGCGUCAUACUGUCGCACGGAUGUGAUGGCCAUGUUUAUGGCAAAGAUGGAGGAGAGGUGUCCAUUAGUGCCUUGACAGGAUUAUUCAACGGCAUGUCGGUGCAUCCAUCUCUUGUGGGCAAACCCAAAGUAUUCUUCAUCCAAGCUUGCCGGGGAGCAGUACCUCAAGAAGCAUUUCCCAUCCAGACAGACGGACCUACUAUGAUAGCAAAUGAAUCAGACACCCUCGUCAGUCAGGCCACAGUCGUGGGGUAUGCUUCCUGCAGACGUGCUAAUGUGGGAUCUUUGUUUAUAAUUUCGUUGUGUGACAUCAUCGACGCCAACUACAAGAAAGAGGAUCUUCUUUCGAUGCUUACCAUGGUUAAUGAGCGGAUGAGUCAUCAAAAUUUAAAAGGAUAUUGGAAGUACAGUGGGAAGCAGAUUGGGAAUCCUUCUCACACCCUACGCAAAAAAAUCUUCUUCAAUGAAGGACUGGAUGAAUAGACAUUUGCUUUAGAAGCAU